CUAAAAUAUCUAAGCAUAAAACAAGCCAUCAAUCUCACAGCUCUCUUCGAACCCAGUUUUAGUUUCCAGACAAAUACUCAAACCUUCUAACAUUCCAAACUUGAAUGUCCAGUUCCAAACAACUCGAUAUUCAAUUCGAAGAUCAUCGCCAAAAUCAGAACAAGUGGUUGUGCCCUCUUAGAGAAGAUGUGUUUGCAGCUUUUAUUAGCAAAGAUAAUCCAACGGUGCACAACAUCUUCGGAGCCGCCAGCUCACUCUUCAGCCCGUUUUUGUUCGGAAAAUUCUUUGAUCCUUCGGAUGCAUUUCCACUUUGGGAGUUCGAUCCGCAAGCUUUGUUGCCGAAUAACUUCAAUAGUUCAGAACACGAAACUGUGGACUGGUUUCGAAUGGAAAACGGUUAUGUCCUAAGAGCACAACUCCCGAACGGGACAAGUCAAAACACAAUCCAAGUUUGCAUCGCAAAUGGGAAGAUUCUAGAGAUAUAUGGCCAAUGGAAACAACAAAGAGAAUCUAAGACGAAGGAUUGGAAGAGCAGUCAUUGGUGGGAGCAUGGCUUUGUAAGGAGGCUCGAACUACCCGAGCAAGCGGAUUGGAGAAAAUUAGAGGCACACGUAAAAAACGAACUCGUUUUAGAGAUCAAAGUUCCUGAUAUUACAACUGAGGGGGAUGUAGCUCAGAUGGUAGAGCGCUCGCUUAGCAUGCGAGAGAAUAAGGAUAGUGUCGAUAAGGUUUCUGUUGAUAGGAGACGGAAAAUGCCACUAAACACUGGGAUAAGAGUGCGGAAAGCAUUUUCAGUAGUAAAUGGGGGCCAAAAUCUACCUCAAGUUAGUGGGCCACCAAGCAGUUCUGGUUCAGAAUGUGGCGUAAGUGAGUUCACUAAAGAGGAAGUCGAAGCUCUACUCAAUGGGAAGUUGCAAAUUAAAAACAAGUUUAAUUACAAGGAAAAAAGCGAACAAAUGGCUGAGUGCAUAAAAAAGCUUAAGCAAUGUAUCAAGUGGUUCCAACAACUCGAAGGCAAUUACGUUACUGAACAAGGGAAACUAAAGGACUUGUUGGGAGUAGCAGAAAAGAGGUCCAAUGAUAUGGAGUUGUUGAUGAAAGCAAAAGAGGAUGAGUUGAAUUCCAUUAUUAUGGAUUUGAGGCAAAAAUUGGAGGAUCUCCAAGAGAAAUUUGUAGGGGAAGAACGAGAGAAAUUGGAUGCGUUAGAUUCUUUGGAGAAGGAGAAAUUUUACAGACUUGCUGCUGAGAAAUUGCAAUUCUCUAUUUCAGAAGAAUUAAAACGAGUUCAAGAGGACAAUGCUGCUGGUAUUCAGAAGAUACAGACGCUUAAUGAUAUGUAUAAGAGAUUACAGGAGUAUAACACAAGCUUACAACAGUAUAAUAGUAGACUGCAGUCAGAACUUCAGGCAACAAAUGAGACAUUAAAGCGUGUUGAGAAGGAGAAGGCAGCAGUAGUGGAGAACUUAAGUACACUGAGGGGCCACUAUACAUCUUUGCAAGAGCAGCUUACGUCCUCAAGAGCAUUGCAAGAUGAGGCUAUGAAACAAAAGGAAGCACUUGGUAGCGAAGUUACGAGCUUGAGAGGUGAUCUGCAGCAAGUACGGGAUGAUCGUGAUCGGCAGUUGCUACAAGUCCAGGCUUUAUCAGCUGAAGUUGUAAAAUACAAAGAAUGUACUGGAAAAUCCAUCGCUGAGUUAGACAGCCUAUCAACUAAAACAACUGAACUAGAGUCGACAUGUUUGUCUCAAAGCGAACAGAUAAGAAGGCUACAGGAGCAACUCGCUUUUGCAGAAAAGAAAUUGAAGCUAUCUGAUAUAUCGGCAAUGGAGACCAGAUCUGAAUUUGAGGAACAGAAGACAACAAUUCUGGAGUUACAGAAUUGUCUGGCUGAUGCAGAGUCAAAGAUUGUAGAAGGGGAGAAACUACGCAAGAAACUGCACAACACAAUCCUGGAGUUGAAAGGGAAUAUCCGCGUGUUUUGUAGAGUGAGGCCCCUUUUGUCCGAUGAUGGGGUUGGAAAUGACGCUAAAGUCGUCUCGUUUCCGAUAUCAACAGAAACACUAGGCCGAGGCAUAGAUUUGGCACAAAAUGGUCAAAAGCAUUCUUUCACUUUUGAUAAAGUGUUCAUGCCCGAUGCCUCUCAGGAAGAUGUUUUUGUGGAGAUCUCACAGCUUGUUCAGAGCGCACUUGAUGGAUAUAAGGUAUGCAUAUUUGCUUAUGGGCAAACAGGUUCAGGCAAGACCCACACGAUGAUGGGUAAGCCAGGACUACCUGAUCAGAAAGGUCUCAUUCCAAGAUCACUAGAGCAGGUAUUCGAGACGAGGCAAAUUCUUCAAGCCCAAGGAUGGAAGUACGACAUGCAGGUUUCAAUGCUUGAGAUAUAUAAUGAAACAAUUCGUGACCUACUGGCACCAAAUAGAACAGGCUUGGACGCGUCACGAGCAGAAAAUGCUGGAAAGCAAUAUGCUAUCAAACAUGAUGCCAAUGGAAACACUCACGUUUCUGAGCUAACUGUUGUGGAUGUUCGAAGUAGCAAGGAGGUUUCUUACCUCUUGGACAGAGCAGCACAAAGCAGGUCAGUAGGAAAGACCCAAAUGAACGAACAGUCUUCAAGGAGUCACUUUGUCUUCACGUUGCGAAUAAUGGGUUUUAAUGAGAGCACUGACCAACAAGUGCAAGGUGUUCUUAACCUGAUCGACCUUGCUGGUAGUGAGCGUUUAUCGAAAAGUGGGUCUACUGGGGAUCGACUGAGAGAAACUCAGGCCAUCAAUAAGAGUUUAUCAUCAUUAAGUGACGUGAUAUUUGCGUUGGCCAAGAAGGAGGAGCAUGUGCCUUACAGGAACUCCAAGCUAACCUAUCUUCUCCAGCCUUGCUUAGGUGGAGACUCAAAGACUUUGAUGUUCGUUAAUGUUUCUCCGGAUCCUUCGUCAGUGGGUGAAUCACUUUGUUCACUUCGGUUCGCAGCUCGUGUGAAUGCCUGUGAAAUUGGGGUCCCAAGACGCCAAACGAACCUAAGAUCAUCAUCAUCCUCCUCAUCAGACUCUCGCCUGAGCAUUGGUUGAUUUUAUUUUAUUAUUUUUGAUUGGAACAAUAAUUAUCUUGAUUUAGAAAAAAGUGUGUGUCGAAUGUAUCUCAUGGCACUCAUUUGUGUAGCCAGCCCGGUUACAUUAAAGGCGCUUCUAACCAUUUUUCCAUUUGUUUCUUUUUUUUUUUCUUUUGGGUUUGUUUGUGGUUGAUAAUAUUGGCUUGUAUUGGUUAUUUCCAUCUCUUGUAACAUGCAUAGAUAUUGGGGUAGUGAGAUGUGUUAUUAUCAUCACUCUUCAAAUUUACAAGCCUUUGUGAAGAUUGUACUCAUUUGUUUGUUCCCAUUAUCUUUUUCCUUUAUAGUUCUCCAAAAUAAGCUUU
Molecule: messenger RNA, 3405 nt
Organism: Striga asiatica
Lineage: Eukaryota; Viridiplantae; Streptophyta; Magnoliopsida; Lamiales; Orobanchaceae
Source: the annotation of a GenBank genome assembly